GCCGCCGCUGUCCGCGGCGCAGCGGCCAUGGCGACGGGCCGUGGCAGGUUAAGGACCUUUGCUGCCAGGCCUAGGGAUUGUUCUGAAAUGGUAAAUGCUGGAAUUAAAAAUCUGUACUUGACACCUCCCAUAAAACUGAAACCAAAUGUGCGCAUUGAGAGCAUGCCAUCAGAAAUGCUGCUGAAGAUAUUUUCCUAUUUGGAUGCUGUGUCCCUAUUGGCUGUUGGUUGUGUGAAUAAGCGCUUCUAUGAGCUGGCCAAUGACAACGGAAUUUGGCUGAAACUGUAUUCCAGGUCUUUGCACCCAAAAUGGACAAUUUGGAAAAUGAAGCCUAAACAAACAGAAAAUGUCUCUUUGGCCUGUGCUGCUGUAAAUGAUAAAAAGCCUGGGUACUGGAAGAAAGAAUACAUCUUCAAACAAACAUCUGCCUUCAAAGCUAGAGUAAUGCGGCUUGUUAAAUUUCUAGAUCCUUAUACAGGUCUUCCAUGUAAAAACAAAGAAGCUAUGAAAGUCUCUGGGUUGAGUUGGAUAAUUGUUCUAAAGGACAAAAAUGGAAAAGAACAUGUAGUAGAGAAGCCAAAUCUGUCAUUUAAGGACACAUCUGUUACCGUACUUUGGCAUGGUAUAGACUGGCCAUGCUUAGACAUGCUGUCAACCCUAAAACUGUUUGGAGUUACACCAUUGCUUCCUGACCAAAGCAUACCUCCCAACAAGAAUGGACCUCGUCGAUUUUCCUUGAUUGCUGAGUACCAUCUUGCUAACCUGACUGAAAAUAGUGUAGUGGUUGGUGCUGAUGACCUUGUCCAGCUCUUCAGUCUGAGUCCAGGACUGUUAGUAGGAACUUGGAAGGAGAAAAAUGAAAUUGCUUUUGUUAUGGCGAAUCUUCAUUAUAAUCAACUUCUUGAGAGAAGCAUUUUGGGUUCUGCUACUGUUCAAUAUGCUCCUCCACCUAAUAAACCUUUACUGGAUGAUAUUGACUCAGAAUAUGGACUGCAUGACUACAGCCUGCAUCUUGAUCUUCAUGGCAGGAACUGCAUGUACCUGUGUGGAUCCUUCAAGUGCCUCUUCUGCAGAAAACGUGACAUUGAAAAUGGAUACCUGAGGCUCAGAGUUGUGAACUUAAAGGAUAAUAGGAAGCACUUGCCUAUUGUUGGGACACUUGGCAUAUGCUGGGAAACAGAUGUGUUUAAAGGCAAUGUAAAGGACUGCUUUGUGAUGGAUCUGACUCUCUUGGAUGAAACUGGAAAGCCCUUCUGGUGUUUUAGUGCUCCAGUCCACAUGGAAUUGUCUACCAAGUCAUCUGGCCUUUAUGACUACAUGGGUCAUAUCUAUACUGCAGACUAUGCAGAUUCAGAGGGUAGAGUCUGUGUUGAGUUUGUAUGGUUGGAAGAAACCAAGGAAUAUAUUAUAGUCAGUUUGGUGCUUUAUGUAAGCACCAAAAAGGUAAAUAGCUGGUGUGGAACAAACUACUGAAUUAAUUGGGUCACUAAUUUCCUUGCUUUAAGAACCAAACAAACAACUCUGCUACAACAAAAAACACAAUAAAACGUUGAUGCUUAAGAUUGACACCAACAAGCAAGACUGUUCCUGCAAGUUUUCCAGCAACAAGUGCAAUUGCCUAAAUUUAUUUAAUAGGCAGUUGAGGAAUUGCAGAGACAUAUUGAUAUAAGUGAGAGGUUUUCUUCUCUGUUGAACAUUACAUGGUUAGUCUGUUUCUCACUGGCUAUAUUGAAAUUAUUUUUAGGAAGAUUUGUCUUUAUAGACACUUGUUACUAUGGUUAAAGAAUUGCUUCUUUUGAGAGCCAAGCUGUGAAGAUGCCUUACCUUACAUAAGCUACACUGGUUUUGAGAGCAUUGACUUUUAUGCUUAGUAAAAAACAGCAUGUGUGCUGUUCCCUCCAGGUUUGUUUGAGUCUAAUUGGUAAAUGAGAAGUUUUGUUAAACACGUUUUGUUAACCCUUCUUCCAGAAAAACUUCACUGAAAUAUAUUUUAGAAAAGAUUGAAAGGCUAGAUGGGAAGUCAGAUCUGAAAAAUGUGUCAGUCAAGGCAUUUGUUAAGAAAGUAAUGUAAAAUCUGGUUAUGACAUUUCUUUAUAUUCCUGUUUGUUCUGUUUUCCCAUGUUCUAACAUUGUAUGAUUGACACUAGAUAUUUGCCUCACAUAUUGGCCUAGUGAAUGUAUGUAGCAUUCAGUUGUUUUGGAAACAGUGCAUAUCUGAUAUUGUUUAUCAAAAAAUAUGAAUCCAUGUAAAAAUUGAA
Molecule: messenger RNA, 2258 nt
Organism: Pyrgilauda ruficollis (rufous-necked snowfinch)
Lineage: Eukaryota; Metazoa; Chordata; Aves; Passeriformes; Passeridae
Gene: FBXO15
Product: F-box protein 15
Exons: 10
Coding region: 28-1473 (481 amino acids)
Molecular function (GO): protein binding
Source: RefSeq, a predicted model, not a curated record